This is a messenger RNA of Paraphaeosphaeria sporulosa, 1784 nucleotides long. RefSeq lists its product as uncharacterized. Gene Ontology annotation, biological process: mRNA cis splicing, via spliceosome; regulation of alternative mRNA splicing, via spliceosome. Gene Ontology annotation, molecular function: RNA binding. Lineage: Eukaryota; Fungi; Ascomycota; Dothideomycetes; Pleosporales; Didymosphaeriaceae. The record is from RefSeq and is a predicted model, not a curated record. Gene Ontology annotation, cellular component: U2 snRNP; catalytic step 2 spliceosome; U2-type prespliceosome. The coding region runs from base 37 to 1572 and encodes 511 amino acids. The transcript is spliced from 2 exons.
CACCACCAGCCCGGCGCGACCGACGACACCGCAGCCAUGGCCGCCUCCAAUGGCGACUCGAGCGAAAUCGCCGCGAACCCCCCGCCGAACGUCAUCAUCCCCCCCAAGAAUGUCCGCGACAGCAUUGCGAAGACGGCCGACUUCGUCCACCGCCGCGGCGAGCGCGACGAGGCCGCCUUAGUCACCCGUGUGCGUGAUCAGGGCAAGUCGAACAUGGCCUUUGUGCUUCCAGAGGACACCUACAACCCAUACUAUGCCUGGUACCUGCAACAACUGAGGGAAGGCAAAGGUCCCUCGGCCGCAACAGCACGCGCUGUGGCCGACGCCAAACCCCAAGGGCCACCCGAGCCGCCCAAGUUCCGAUUUUCAGCGCGCAUGCCGCAGAUCAACGCUAAGGAUCUCGAGAUACUUCGACUUACUGCACUGUACACCGCACGGGUCGGCGAGAACUGGCUGAAGGAGCUGCGCAACCGUGAAUCGGGAAACGCCCAGUUCGAAUUCUUGCGCCCAACCCACAGCUUCUUCCCGUUCUUCCGUGCGCUCGUCGAGCAGUAUAAGAUACUUCUUGAAGAGGAGCAGACGGUGGAGGCUCGUAUAGAAGAGCUUCAACGCAACAUACAGAACCGCUUCCACGUCUUGGACCGAGCGAAGGGGCGCGCCGAGUAUGUCAAAUAUGUGACACACCAGAAGGAGAAAGAAGAGAAGAAGGCGGAAGAUGAGAGGAAGGAAUAUGCUGCCAUCGAUUGGCAUGAUUUUGGGGUCAUCGCAACUGUGCUGUUUGACGAAGGCGACGAUGCUGCGGAACUACCGCCGCCGACAAACCUUACUGACCUGCAGUCUGCCUCUCUAGAGCAGAAAGCAAUGGUUUCGUUAUCUUCGAAACGCCUUGAAGAAGCCUUGCCCGACGACGUCACAUUCUACAAUACCUCCCAACAACCUGCCAUGCCACCCUCUGCAUACCCAGGAAUGCCUCCUAUGGCUCCACCAGUCCAGCCUGCAUAUGCGCCACCUCCCGCAGCUCCAUACGGCUACCAACAACCGGCGCCGGUGGAUUGGCAGGCAGACGAAGCGAGACAGGCCCGGGAACAACAAGCAGAGCGCGACCAGGUUGCUCGAGCCCAGGCUACAGCAAGAGGCGCACCAGGAACCAUGCGGAUUCGGACGGACUAUGUUCCCCGAGGCAAGAAGACGAACGUCACCACGGUGCAGUGCCCGAAUUGCAAACAGAUGUUCCCUUCAGAUGAGAUAGAGGAGCACAUGCGAAUUGAACUACUCGAUCCUCGCUGGAAGGAGCAGCGAGCGAAGACCGAAGCACGUUACUCUACCGUCAUCACGCCAAAUGAGGCUGCGAAUAAUCUGAAACGAUUCGCAAGUCAACGGGACGACAUAUACGACGGUGUUACUGGUGUGCCGAUAACUGAGGAGGAGGCUGCGCGACGAAAGAAGGCUGCGACGUCCUACGACGGACAGCCGGACUCGGCAAAAGACGCUGCUAGGAUCCAUCAAAUGCAAUCGAUGAACCUCCAGGACCAGCUGCGUCGUAUACAUGAGAAGCACGGUGGUGGGCAGUAGUAAUCGGAUGGUUCGUCAGUCUGGAGUUGAACCUGUGCGCGUCUGUAAAAACAAGGGAUUGCAUGGGAUGGCGUUCAAUAAGGGGGCCCGGGUGCAGUUCAUGGACAUGCCAUUUGAUGCGGGUAUGAUCUGAAUUUGCGUGCGUAAAAGCACAUAUUGUCUCGCCAAGGUGACCACGGUCCUUAGCCUGAAUAAACGAUUCAAAAGCCUCU